UUCUUCAGGGCAUCAGUUCAACGCCUGCAGGCGAGCUUUCUCCCAACGAACCCUCCGCCGAAUUGAGCCCCAGCGAUCCAGCUUCUUUUCUGGGAUAUCAGUUUGCGACAGACCACGGCGCUCCUUCACAAAAUCACGGCCUCUUCCUUAAUCACUGGAUACGACCCCAAAAGCAGUCGGCAUCGCCCAGUCCACAGCCUCUCGAAUAUUUCCACUACUCGUCUGCGCGGUUCCUGAGAGACCAGGAUUCAUGGACUCCCCUUCGAAUCACCGGUGUACCUGCCAAUGUGACUUACUCCACGCGGCCAUCGGAGAUGGUUCAAGAGCUGGGCGAGUUUGAUCGUAGGUGUUCUGCUAGCCAUUAUAGCGAACCCUCUGAGACUGGAAGUCAGUACAAUGGCCUACACUCGUCCGACUCUGGAUACAGCACUCGCAGUUGCACGACACGGUCCAUCGCUACCUCAUAUGCUGUAGGUUCUGCUUGCAGUCCGCGCCUUACCCCGCAAGAGUACGAACAUGGCGAGAAAACGGCGCCGGUAGGCGCCGAGUUAGCGCAUCAUUAUGAACCUAUGGAUAUUGUCGGUCCACCAGAGUCGCCGUCUAUAUUUGGUCAUGAAGUGAUCAAAUGCGACUACCCAAAAUGUCCGUGGACUGGCAAGUGUCCGUCUGAUAAAAGACGCAAGGAAGGGUUUGGCACCAUCAAUGAUCUUGCACGGCAUAAGAAAUGCGUUCAUAAGAAGGAGCCGGAGCGUGGGCCCAAGGUAUUAUAUAUGUGCUUUGGACGGAACUGCCCACGAAGCAGUAAGAAGUGGCCCCGCCUGGACAAUUUCCGUCAACACCUUGCUCGCAUGCAUAAUAAUGAAGACGCCGAUGAACUGCUGAGGAGGUCUCGUGAGUGGUACGAAAACCUAAAGUCAAAGGAUACUGUAUCUAUACAUACGGACAACAUGCCUGAACAGGCAACACUGUCACAAGUCCGACCCGAAUCAGGAAUCAUGGUUCAAUCCGCUAGCAAUGACCUCCAAGAUCCGCUUGCCGCGAUCCAUACAGCUUUCCAGGCCGCCAACUCGAGCAUGUUAUCGUUAGACCCAGUCAGAGAGCACAGCAUGCUCGACAUCGAUCAUACUCGGGCCAUUGAGCUGGCAGAAUUGAAGCUGGGGCCAGCGUUGGAGCAGAAUCCUUCCCAGCCUGCCAAUCCACGGCAUGAUAAAAUGGACAAUAUGAUAUCUGAAGCGGCGGUGAGUGUGAUAAAUGCUAUGACGAAAAUGAUCAACAAUCAUCAGCGGAGACGUGGCCACCUGGGGGAAGACGAUAUAACCGAACAGGAUGGCGAAUUAUCAGAUCGGAACCGAGACAUCCUGCAGAAGAUCUUGGUUACGGCAUCGGAGCUGCUAUCGGGGAGUCCAGGACCAGGAAAUAGCAAUCCCCUCGAGAAGACUAGUAACAGGUCGGACAGGGCGAGCUGGAGUCAAUGUGAGUUUUGUCCAGAAUAAACACGUCUGCGCUAUGGGAUGAAAUAAGUCCACGCAAGACGUUAGUCUUGUAUAUAUCUAAAAUUGUCCUUAGAAAACACCAAAAACGAGGCGAAGAGCCAUACAGCUGCA
Messenger RNA from Aspergillus nidulans FGSC A4, 1604 nucleotides. RefSeq names its product putative C2H2 finger domain protein. The transcript is spliced from 3 exons. The coding region runs from base 315 to 1493 and encodes 392 amino acids. NCBI's taxonomy places the organism in Eukaryota, Fungi, Ascomycota, Eurotiomycetes, Eurotiales, Aspergillaceae. The record is from RefSeq and is a predicted model, not a curated record.